Labeo rohita (rohu) is the source of this 15285-nucleotide messenger RNA. It is a transcript of the gene lrp1ba, whose product is annotated as low density lipoprotein receptor-related protein 1Ba. The record is from RefSeq and is a predicted model, not a curated record. Gene Ontology annotation, molecular function: protein binding; calcium ion binding. Bases 171 to 15173 code for a protein of 5000 amino acids. The transcript has 98 exons. Lineage: Eukaryota; Metazoa; Chordata; Actinopteri; Cypriniformes; Cyprinidae.
UGUCCGUACAGUCACACACUGCACACACACACACCUGCGGGAGGAGCUGCGCUGCGCUGCGGAGCGGAGCGCUGCGGGGCGUGAGACCGGCUUCGCUCACACUCAACUUGGGCAUCGUCAUCAUCGGCGCUGGCGGAUAACGGAUCUGCUCGGGACUACAUCCAGCCACGAUGUCCGACUUUAUUUUGGCAUUUCUGAGCAUGUCGGGAUUAUUACUGCUGGUUAAAACGCUGACAGUGGCUGGGGCUGAGCAAGCGUGUGAUGUGGAGGAAUAUCUGUGUGCGGACGGCCGCAGCUGUGUUUCUGAGAGCUGGCUGUGUGACGGGGAGCUCGACUGCCCCGACGGCUCUGAUGAAACGCCAACCAUAUGCUUGCGGCAGGUAAAGGUGAGAUGUCCCGUCAAUCACCUCCAGUGCCUCGGCACCCACACGUGUGUUCAUUUCAGUAAACUCUGCAAUGGAGUACGGGACUGCGAGGACGGAUACGACGAGGGUGUGCACUGCCGUGAGUUGGUGCGUAACUGCAAGGAGCGGAGGUGUCAGUUUGACUGUGUGAUCAUGAGAAACGGGACGUCUUGUUUCUGCGGGGAAGGUUUUGAACUGGACGAGGAUGGGAGACGGUGUCGAGAUCAUGAUGAAUGCAGGGAUUAUGGGACAUGCAGUCAGAUCUGUAUGAACACGCAGGGAUCGUACAGAUGCGGUUGCACAGAUGGCUUCAGCCUGCAGGCCAACAGACGAUCCUGCAAAGCCAAAACAGAUCCUGGUGAUAAACCUCCGGUUCUGUUGACAGCAAAUAUGAAUUCCAUAUCAGUUGUUUACCUCAAUGGAUCAUCUAUGCCAAAUCUCAAGUCCAUGGAGACAAAUGGGACUCAAAUAUUGGACUUUAUUUAUAGAGAAGAGUCGCUCUGUUGGCUCUCAUUGGCACAGGAUACAGGUCAGCUGUGGUGCGCCCGCAUGACCAAACUCAAAGGCUUUUCAGAAAAACACCAGAUACGGAUAGGUCAGAACCUGCAAAAUGUGGAGCAUAUGGCCAUCGACUGGUUGACGGGAAACUUCUACUUCGUCGACAGAGUGAACGACCGGAUUUUCGUGUGCAGCGAACAAGGAGAUGCAUGUGUCACCAUCAUCGACCUGGACAUCCAGAACCCAAAAGGCCUAGCGCUGGAUCCCAUCAUGGGAAAACUCUUUUUCACGGAUUACGGGACGGUAGCCAAGGUGGAGCGUUGCAACAUGGACGGUACCAACCGAACCAGGAUAGUGGAGUAUAAAACCGAACAGCCGACCGCCGUGACGUUGGACUUGGUCAGAAAGCUUGUCUACUGGGCGGACGCUUAUCUGGAUUUUAUCGAAGUUGUGGAUUAUAAUGGCAAGAACAGACAAACGAUCAUCCAAGGAAACUCGGUGUCGCACCUGUACGGAUUAACGCUCUUUGAAGAUUACCUGUUUGCAACGUGCUCUGAACCCUCCAGAGAGAGCAAGGUGGACAUAUUUAGGAUAAAUCGGUUUAACAGCAGUGACACAAACACUGUUGCCACUUUGGAAAAUGCCAGAGCCGUCCGAGUUUACCACAGACUGGCUCAACCUACAGUCAGGACUCACGCAUGCAGCCCUGACCCGCACGGACGAAAAGGUGGAUGCUCGCAUAUCUGUCUCCUGAGCCACAACUACAAAUCACGCGUGUGCCGCUGCCGGACCGGCCACGUCCUUGCCAGCGACGGGAAGUCGUGCAAAAAACCAAAGAAUGAGCUGUUCCUGUUUUACGGAAAAGGACGACCCGGGGUUAUCCGAGGUCUGGAUAUGAAUAUCAAGUCUGGAGAUGAACAUUUGAUUCAAAUCGAAGGCCUCGUGAGUCCUAGAGCGCUGGAUUUCCAUGCUGAGAGUAGCUACAUCUACUUCGCCGACACCACCAGCUUUCUAAUAGGACGGCAGAAAAUUGACGGAACCGCCAGGGAAACAAUCCUUAAGGACGAGCUGGAUAACGUUGAGGGUAUUUCAGUGGACUGGAUUGGUAAUAACCUGUUCUGGACAAAUGACGGUUAUAGAAAGACCAUCAACGUAGCUGGACUGGACCGGCCCUCGCAGACUAGGCGAACGCUUUUAGAAGGCAAUAUGUCUCAUCCCAGAGCCAUUGUUGUGGAUCCUCUAAACGGAUGGAUGUAUUGGACGGACUGGGAGGAGGAUGAGUUAAUUGACAGCCGAGGAAGGAUAGAGAAGGCGUGGAUGGAUGGAUCUCACCGUCAGAUCUUCGUCACGUCCAACAUGCUGUGGCCCAACGGCCUCACUCUGGACCACUCCUCCAGCGUCAUGUACUGGUGUGAUGCCUACUUCGACCACAUUGAGAAAAUCUACCUCAAUGGCAGCCACAGAACGGUGGUGUACAGCGGGAAAGAGUUGAAUCACCCAUUUGGGAUUGCGCAUUACCAGAAUUACAUAUUCUGGACGGAUUACAUGAACGCUUCGAUAUUCCGUCUGGAUUUGUCAUCCAAUGAUGUUGCCCUAAUGCGAGCAGAAAGACCACCUCUCUUCGGGAUUCAGGUGUAUGACCCGCAAAGCCAGAAAGGUAAUAACCAGUGUUCGGCGAAUCACGGUGGCUGCGGCUCUUCGGCUCUCUGCCUCGCUACGCCUGCAGGCCGUGUGUGCGCCUGCGCAGACGGCCAACAUCUGGAGAAAGACAACGUCACUUGUUCGUCCCCAUCAGAGGUCAUGAAGACAAAGCGCUGCGGCCCAGCGGAGUUUCAGUGCCAGAACCUGCGUUGCAUUCAGCUCUCGUGGAAGUGUGAUGGGGAUGAUGACUGCGCAGAUGGCAGCGAUGAAGAUCCACACCUCUGCUCUAAUCGGAGCUGCCCAGCGGACCAAUUUAAAUGCCUGAACAACCGCUGUAUCCCGAAGAGAUGGCUGUGUGACGGCACCGACGACUGCGGCAGCAACGAGGAUGAGUCCAACCGCACCUGCUCAGCCCAAACCUGCCAGCCGGGCCAGUUUCCCUGCGAGAAUGGACGCUGCAUCCCGGAGAACUGGCGCUGUGACCGUGAUGAUGACUGCGGGGAUCAGUCGGAUGAGUCUUCGUCAUGUGAUUUCCCGACCUGUGAACCGCUGACCCAGUUCGGCUGUACUAAUGGGAAAUGCAUCAGUGUGAAAUGGCACUGUGAUUCCGAGGAUGACUGCGGGGACGGCAGUGAUGAGGUGGGCUGUGUUCACGCCUGUUCAGUGGCUCAGUUUCAGUGCUCCAGUGGGAAGUGCAUCCCCGAGCACUGGAUGUGUGACGGGGACAAUGACUGCGGUGACCUCAGCGACGAGAACGCCACCUGCUCCAGGACAGCGCUCUCUGCCAUUAACGACUGCAGCGACAAAGAGUUCCACUGCCGCGGCGAUGGCACCUGCGUUCCUGAAAUAUGGCGUUGCGACGGAGACAAAGACUGUGAGGAUGGUAGCGAUGAAUUCGCAUGUGAGGGAGCCAAGAGAGUGUGUGACCCCAAGGCAAAGUUCACCUGCAAGGUCUCAGGGAAAUGUAUUAGUAAGGACUGGGUGUGUGACGGAGACAUAGACUGUGAGGACCAAUCGGAUGAGGAGGGCUGUGAAGUAUCUGUCUGUAAGCCUCCCAAGUUUCCCUGCGGCAAUGACACGUCUGUGUGCCUCCCGCCAGAGCGAAUCUGUAACGGUUGGAGGGACUGCGCGGACCAUUCCGAUGAGGGACCCUACUGUGAUGAGUGUUCGGUGAGGAAGGGCGGCUGUAGUCACGAGUGCUUGGUGGCGCCGGGUAAAGGUGUCGUGUGUUCCUGUCCGUCCGGGUUCCAUCUGGGUUCGGAUGGCCGGACCUGUGAAGCCCUGGAUUACUGUACCAAGCACCUACGGUGCAGCCAAGUGUGCGAACAGCACAAGAAUACUGUGAAAUGCUCCUGCUAUCCAGGCUGGAGUCUUGGACCUGAUGGAGACAGCUGUUAUAGUACAGAUCCUUUUGAGGCGUUCAUCAUUUUUUCCAUCAGACACGAAAUUCGUCGCAUCAACCUGCACAGGGGCGACUACAGUCUGUUAGUCCCCGGGCUCAGGAACACCAUCGCUUUGGAUUUCCAUUUCAGCCAGAGUCUGCUGUAUUGGACCGACGUCGUAGAGGACAAAAUUUACCGUGGGAAGCUGUCAGAAGGCGGCGGUGUUUCGUCAAUCGAAGUGGUGGUCCAACAUGGUCUAGCCACUCCAGAAGGCCUUGCCGUUGACUGGAUAGCCGGAAAUCUCUACUGGAUCGACAGUAACCUGGACCAGAUUGAGGUGUCCAAGCUAAACGGCGAAUUACGAACCACCCUCAUCGCCGGGGGUAUGGAGCACCCCCGGGCCAUCGCCGUGGACCCCGGCCAGGGUGCCUUGUUCUGGACCGAUUGGGACGCCACGUUUCCUCGCAUCGAAGGCGCUUCCAUGAGCGGGAAACGGCGACAUGUGGUUUUCAAGGACAUGGACUCCGGCGCUUGGCCCAACGGAUUGACCUUGGACCACAUGGAGAGCAGGAUAGUGUGGACGGACGCCCGGUCUGACGCUAUAUACUCCGCUCUGUAUGAUGGCACGGGGAUGAUUGAAAUUCUUCGAGGCCACGAGUUCCUCUCUCACCCCUUCGCCGUGUCACUCUUUGGUGGGAAUGUCUAUUGGACAGACUGGAGGACCAACACUUUGACCAAAGCCAACAAAUGGACUGGAGCCAACGUGACUGUGAUCCAAAAAACCAGUGCCCAACCAUUCGAUCUGGAGAUAUACCAUCCUAGCAGACAGCCGCAAACUCCUAACCCGUGUGCCGGUAACAAAGGAAGAGGCCCGUGUUCUCACCUCUGUCUUAUAAAUUAUAAUGGUUCUGCGUCUUGCUCCUGUCCACAUCUCAUGAAACUGUCGGCCAACAACCGAAGCUGCCAAGGUGUGAAGAAGUUUCUGUUGUACGCUCGGAGAUCUGAGAUUCGAGGAGUGGACAUCGACAACCCGUACCUCAAUGUUAUCAUGGCCCUCACCGUACCCGAUAUCGAUGACGUCACGGCGAUGGAUUACGAUGCUGUAGACGAGAGGAUUUACUGGGCUGAUGUGAAGACGCGAACGAUAAAACGGGCGUUCAUUAACGGAACCAAGCUCGAAACCGUCCUGUCUGGAGACCUAUCCAAUGUCCGUGGCCUGGCCAUUGACUGGCUGUCAAGAAACAUGUACUGGAUGAGCUCAGACAACGACGAGACCCACAUUAACGUCGCCCGUCUUGACGGAUCUCUCAAAACCACCGUCGUUCACGGCAUGGACAAACCCAAGUGUCUCGUCCUGCAUCCAUCUAAAGGGAAGAUGUUUUGGAUGGAUGGGGGCACCAUAAAUAUGGCCAGUAUGGAUGGUAGCAACAUCAAGAUUUUGCACCAGAACCAGAAGGAGCCCGUUGGACUGUCAAUUGACUAUUCGGCCAACAAGUUAUACUGGAUAAGUUCUGGAAAUGGUACAAUUAAUAGGUGUAACCUGGAUGGGAGUGGCCUGGAUGUGAUUGACAGCUUGAAGAAGGAGCUCCGGAAAGCCACGGCACUAGCAGUGAUGGGUGGGAAGUUAUGGUGGGCAGACGAUGUUCUCGCUCAGCUGGGAACCGUUAACAAGAGGGACGGGAAAAACCUGACGGUUCUCCGGAAUAAGACCACAGGCGUCGUCCACAUCAAAGUGUAUGACAAAGACAGUCAGAAAGGUCGCAAUCCUUGCGUACCCAACAAUGGCGGUUGUUCCCAGCUUUGCCUUCCCACUUCCGAAACAACUCGGACGUGUUCUUGUACCACGGGAUACAACCUUCGUCAGGACCGAUCCACCUGUGAAGGUCUUCAGUCUUUCCUGAUGUACUCCGUUAAUGAAGGUAUAAGAGGAGUGUCUCUUGAUCCCAGCGAUAACUCGGAAGUUUUGAUGCCGCUAACUGGCACUUUGUUCGCCGUGGGUCUGGACUAUCAUGCUGGAAAUGAUACACUGUACUGGACAGACAUGGGCUCCAACAGAAUCUCUAGAUCCAGUCGAGAUCAGACCUGGAGAGAGGACAUCGUCACAAGCGGUCUUGGACGUGUUGAAGGACUUGCGGUGGACUGGAUUGCAGGUAAUAUUUACUGGACGGACCAUGGCUUGAAUCUCAUCGAGGUUGCUCGAUUGAACGGCAUGUACCGCGCCGUGGUGAAAUCUGACGGUCUUGAUCAACCCAGAGCCAUUGCUGUACACCCAAUGAAAGGGUUUCUGUUCUGGACGGAGUGGGGCCAAAGUCCUACUAUCUCCAGGUCACGUCUCGAUGGUUCAGAGCAGUCCGUGCUUGUUAGCACCGGACUAGCAAGGCCUAACGGCAUCUCCAUAGACUACCAGGAAAAUAAAUUAUACUGGUGUGACGCCCGGAACAACAAGAUCGAAAGAAUCAACCUUGAGCGGGGUGAGCAGAGGGAGAUUGUGUUCUCAUCGAGUGGGGUGGAUAUGUUUUCCAUAGCAGUCUUUGGGGCUUACCUCUUCUGGUCUGACAGAGCCUACGCCAAUGGAUCCAUCCGCCGUGCUUCCAAGAAAGACGCCGUGGACGUAGUGACCAUCAGGAGCGGCUUGGGCGUCAGUCUGAAAGAUGUGAAGGUCUUUAACCAGGAUCGGGAGAAAGGUACGAACGCUUGCAGCAAGGCGAACGGAGGAUGCCAGCAGCUUUGUUUUUACUUGGGGAAUAACCGGAAACAAUGUGCUUGUGCCCACGGAUAUCUUGCUCAGGAUGGACUUAGGUGCAACAGGUACGAGGGUUACCUGCUGUACUCUGAGAGGACCGUUUUGAGGAGUAUUCAUCUUUCUGACGAGAAUAACCUCAACUCGCCUAUUAGGGCAUACGAGAACCCAAAUUAUUUUAAAAAUGUUAUCGCUUUGGCCUUUGAUCAUCGUCAGAAAGUGCACGGAACCAAUCGGAUUUUCUUCAGCGAUGUUCAUUAUGGGAAUAUACAAGUGAUCAGCGACGACUGGACUGGACGGCGCGUCAUUGCUGAGAAUGUUGGUUCUGUGGAGGGGCUGGCGUACCACCGAGGAUGGGACGUCCUGUACUGGACGAGCUCCACCACAGCUACUGUCACCCGCCACAGCAUUGACCAGACCAGACCAAACGCCUUCAGCAGAGACACGGUGGUCUCCCUGUCUGAGGAGGACCAUCCGCAUGUCCUCACUCUGGACGAAUGUCAGAAUACCCCCCCCUCCAGGACCGGCACCAGACGGUCCCGGAGAGGAGGAUACCCGACGACGGUAGUCCUGGAUGAGAGUGGGAUCCAGUAUGAACCGUCCGGGAACCCAAGACCGCUCCUCCGGACCGUAGCCUUCCCAGUCGACGAGAUACUGGAUGCCACGGCCACGGCGGCGCGAGUCGAGGAUUCUCCGAACGGUGUAGGCAGGACCACCGUCAAUAAUCCGGGGUGGGGGGGAGUGGGAAUCUGGGGAGACAGAGGAGAGAAGAAAACAGUAAACCCUGUCACCCACAUGGAACAGUCGUCCCGGAGGGUGUCGGCGGCGGUGCUGAAUGAUGUAACGUCGGUUGGUUUUCUGGAUGGCAGCACGAGCGUGAUUCCAAAGCCGCCGACACCGGCGGACCAACUGUUGGGCGGACGGAACUUCAACCUCCGGUUCCUGAUGUUCAAAUAUGGGAGGUGGACUACGUGUUCGAGAAUUAACUCAGCGGUGGUUUUAGCAGAGGGGAGUCCGGAGAGAGCCACCAGGUGCACAGCCUUAGAGAAGCAAUCCACGAUGCGUCCUCCACCAAAACGCUCGAGAGAUGAAACUGAUGGUCCGCUGGACUCCCGGAUGACCCGGCAACGUGGAAUCGUGUCCCCACUGAAGCACCUCCUGGCGCAGGGCGCUGGGGACAAAGAGGCGUCCAGUGGGUGUGUCCGAUGGUGGGGGUUCCUGGCCGGCCCACCGCGCCUGCCUGGGGUUGAGUUGUUUGGCCUGUCGGAUGACUGUGAGAUUCUGAUGAUCAGUCCAGACGGUGAAUGGGUCACUGCCGCCCUGGAGCCAAUGACGCCAUUCCUCCAGAGCCCACUUGAUGGCCAACAGUUCACGGUCCCCUACCCCGUAACGCUGCUGAAGAACGGCUCCUACACCCACAUCGGCGGCGUCCACCUCCAUAAUGAAGGAUCUGGCCGGGUCAGGGUGAAUGAGGACAGGGGCCGAGGUGAAUUGGUGGCAGAGUGUCUUGAAGGCUUGGAUGGCUUCCGGAGUGAGAGUCUUAGAGUAGAUGAGGAUGUCGUCCAGCCCCCGAUAAUCGACACAAGGGCGGAGACCCCCGUCCUUCUUUUUGACGAAGAAGAACCCCGUGGAUGGUACCGGCGCGGAGUCCCUCAGCCACUGGCCGUGGGGUGGUACCGCGCCCGGCACGAGGUCGAUGGCGGGAUCGUAGGGGCGAUGAGGAGGCGGCCGGGCCGCGCUGCGCUUGCUAAAGACCUCGGCCAAGUCACGGUACUGGACGGGAAUGGCCUCAAGGUCGACAUCGGAGGCCUCGGACUCCCCGGAACACGUCCCAACCUUAGCCCGGAGACAGAGCUCCUGACAAGUCGCGCCCCAGUGCACAAUCCGGUUGGAUGUCCAGGAGAUGAAGGGGUCGUGAGCGACCAGCCACGGGUGUCCGAGGAUGAUGGGAGGGAAGUGCGUCCUAUUUGCAUGGGUUCCCCAGCUCUGCCGGAAUGGGCCUCUGAGGCGACUGGUGGAGGCGGAGGAGACGCAGUGACAGCGUGGAAGGUGGAUGGUUCAGGAUGUUGGAAGGCGGUUCUGAGUUCGGCGGUAAACGCAGGAUAUAAGUGGGCGGAGUCUCCAUCGGCUCUCAGAACCGCCGUAGCCCACUCUGCUGCCUGCCCCGUGAGGAGUGAUGUGAGGAGAGCGAUCCGGCUGCAGUCUGUGGGGGCGGUGAGAUCCGAGCGGAGAUUCGCGCACUCCGCCCGAAGACCCGCGGUUUCAGAACGCAGCGCGGUGAUCUCCGCCCGGCAACCCACCAACUCCUGCCGCAGAUUCACGAGUUCCGUAGUCUGCUGCUGCAGAACUCCCCACAGAUGCCUACGUCUACGGAGUAGAGAUUCCCACCAGGAAAUCCGUGUUCCCACACGCACACAGACGAAUUCCUCAUGUUCAUCCUCUGAGCGACGUUGUGCAGAUGGUUCCUGCAUUCCCGCAUCAUCAUGGUGUAAUCAGAUCAUCGAUUGCGCUGACGCAUCGGACGAGAAAAGCUGUAAUAGCACAGACUGCACAGAAUACUACAGACUGGGCGCUCGCGCCAGCAACAGCGAGCGGUUUCUAAGCUGCAAUUCCACGUCGCUCUGUGUUCAUCCCUCCUGGAUCUGUGACGGAGCCAACGACUGUGGGGAUUACGCCGAUGAAAUACACUGCCAUGCUUCUUCCAUCCAUACGUGCGAGGAUGGCCAUUUCGCGUGUCCCAGUGGAAACUGCAUCUCCAGCGUCUGGUUGUGCGACGGACAGAAGGAUUGCGAGGACGGAGCGGAUGAAUUUCAGUGUGAUUCAUCGUGCCUUUGGAAUCAGUUCGCCUGCUCGAAAAACAAGUGCAUUGCCAAACAGUGGCUCUGUGACGGCGAGGACGACUGCGGUGACGGAUUGGACGAAAGCGAGGAAAUUUGCGGUUUGGCUACGUGCGCCCCGGGAUUGUUCAGUUGCCCAGGAUCGUACGCUUGUGUACCCAGGAACUGGUUAUGUGACGGGGAGAGAGAUUGUCCCGAUGGCAGCGAUGAACUAGCGGUAGCUGGCUGUGCUCCGAACAACACGUGCACCGAGAGCACGUUCCAGUGCCGAAACCAGAACUGCGUUCCGCGGCGUUUCGUGUGCGACCAUGACGACGACUGCGGAGACGGUUCUGACGAGUCUCUGGAAUGCGAAUAUCGUUUAUGCAAAGAGGAGGAGUUCCGCUGCGCAGAUGGGAGGUGUUUAUUGAGAGCCCAAUGGGAAUGUGACGGCUUUCCCGACUGUCUGGACCAAUCAGACGAGCUGCCACUCAACCCAAAGUGUUCCGCUGCAGAAAGUUUGUGCAACGGUUCGGUUUUCAUGUGCGCAAACGGCCGCUGCGUUCCGUUGGGAAGCGUGUGUAAUCAACACGACGACUGCGGGGACCGAUCAGACGAGAGGAACUGCCACGUUAACGAGUGUUUAAACCGUAAAGUCAGCGGAUGUACCCAGGACUGUCAAGACCUACCCGUGGGAUACAAGUGUACGUGCUGGCCUGGGUUUCGCCUGAAAAACGACGGCAAGACUUGCAUUGACGUGGACGAAUGUUCGGAGAAGUUUCCCUGCAGUCACCAGUGCAUCAACACCUACGGGUCUUUUCACUGCCUGUGUGCCGACGGGUACCAGCGCCCCGCCAGUAACCUGCACAGCUGCAGGUCUCUCUCAGCUGAGGAGCCUUUUCUUAUUCUUGCUGAUCAUCAUGAAAUCCGAAAGAUUAGUCUGGAUGGAUCAAACUACACUCUUCUGAAACAGGGACUCAGUAAUGUCAUCUCUCUAGACUUUGACUACAGGAAGGAGUUGAUCUAUUGGAUUGACACUAGCAGGCCCAGCGGACGCAGAAUAAACAGAAUGCGCCUGAAUGGAAGUGACCUCAAGGUGGUUCAUAGGACGUCGGUCCCCAGUGCUCUCGCUGUGGACUGGAUCGGCAAGAACUUGUACUGGUGUGACGGCGAGAGAAAGACACUCGAGGUGGCGAAAGCUAAUGGACUCUACCCGACCGUACUGCUGAGGACUGGAUUGAGAAAUCCAACCGCUUUAGCGCUUGACACUCUCAUGGGAUAUGUCUUCUGGAUCGACUGCUGCGAGCAGCCCCAAAUUGGACGGAUCGGGAUGGAUGGAAGCAAGCCACGUGUCCUGAUUGAUACAGAAAUACGUGCUCCCUCAGCCCUGACCAUUGACCAUAUCAACAAAAGGAUCUACUGGGCUGACGAGAACCAUAUCUUGUUUUCAAAUAUGGAUGGUACAAAAAGAAACAAAGUCCCAAUCAAGGACAUAGGUGGUGUAACCAGUCUCACACUGUUUGAGGACUUCAUCUACUGGAGCGACCAGAAGUCGAAAACCCUCAGUCGCUCGCACAAGACGUCCGGCGGCCAACAUACAGAACUCCUCAGCUCCUGGCAAACCAUUCGAGACAUUAAAGUCUACCAUCCGCUCCGACAGCCUGACGUGCCAAAGCAUCAGUGUCAGGUGACUAAUGGAGGGUGCAGUCACCUAUGCCUUCUUUCCCCUGGUGGGGGAUACAAGUGCGCUUGCCCUACACACUUCUACCUGGCAAACGACAACAAAACCUGUCUGUCUAACUGCACCGCCAGCCAGUUUCGCUGUGGUACGGAUGAGUGUAUUCCCUUCUGGUGGAAGUGCGACACCGUGGACGACUGCGGAGACGGAUCCGACGAGCCGGCUGAUUGUCCGGAGUUUAAAUGCCAGCCCGGAAGGUUCCAGUGUGGGACGGGUUUGUGUGCACUCCCUCCCUUCAUCUGUGAUGGAGAGAAUGACUGCGGAGACAACUCAGAUGAAGCCAACUGUGACUCAUAUAUCUGCUUGUCUGGCCAGUUUAAGUGCACUCACAGGCAGAAGUGCAUCCCUAUAAACCUGCGCUGUAACGGGCAAGAUGACUGUGGAGAUGGCGAAGAUGAAACCGAUUGCCCCGAGAACACUUGCUCGCCGUCCCAGUUUCAAUGCAAGACCACAAUGCACUGCAUCUCCAAGCUGUGGGUGUGCGACGAGGACCCCGACUGUGCCGACGGCUCGGACGAGGCCAACUGUGAUGAAAAGACUUGUGGGCCGCAUGAAUUUCGCUGCAAGGACAACAACUGCAUACCAGACCACUGGAGAUGUGACGGGCAGAGCGACUGCAGUGACAAUUCGGACGAGGAGAACUGCAAGCCAGUAACAUGCAACUCGAAAAAUUUCAUCUGCGCCAACGGAGAGUGCAUCUCCUCACGUUUCCGCUGCGACGGCGACUUUGACUGCACCGAUAACUCGGACGAGAGAGGCUGUGAGAGCCACUGCUCCGAGGAUCAGUUCCAGUGCCUGAAUCAUCUUUGUAUCUCGGUCAAAUGGCUCUGUGAUGGACAGGAAGACUGCAAAACCGGAGAAGACGAGGCCAACUGCAGCCCUGCCAACACUGCCAUGACAGCUCGGCCUACAUCAUGUGCUCAGAACGAGUAUGUUUGUGUUGGAGGAGGCUGUGUUUCGGCUGCCCAACGCUGUGACGGACAAAAUGACUGUUCAGACGGAUCUGAUGAGGUGGACUGUAUCCGGGAGUGUAAGGAGGACGAGUUCCUGUGUCGUAAUCGGGCACACUGUGUUCCCGCUCGCUGGAGGUGUGACAGAGUCUUCGACUGCCUGGAUCAAAGUGACGAGGACAACUGUGACCAGGGGUCGUUGGCGUGCCGCGCAGACGAGUUUGUUUGUAACAACACGCUGUGUAAGCUGCUGGUCUGGCUGUGUGAUGGUGAGGAUGACUGCGGAGACAACUCUGAUGAAGAUUCAAGCAUGUGCGGAAAGUUGCCGUGUCCUCCAAACAGACCCUUCCGCUGCAGGAAUGACAGAGUGUGUCUGCGAACUGAACAAAUCUGCAACGGCGUGAACGACUGCGGCGAUAAUUCAGACGAAGAUGACUGUGCGGAUGUGGUGAAAAGACCAAAGCCAUGCGGGAAAGCAGAAUUCGCCUGUGCCAAUCACCGCUGCAUCCCUGCCGAGCUGCAGUGCGACCUUUUCGACGAUUGCGAAGACGGCGGAUCGGAUGAGCGCGACUGCAAGGCAUAUUCCGUAGACGGUGCGUGUCGAGGACGGGCCGACUUGUGUGGAGACGACGCCUUCUGCAAUCAUACAAAAACACCCUCAGUCUGCCAAUGCAAAGACGGCUUUCAGAGGAACCAGAAGACCAAACAAUGUGAAGAGGUGAACGAGUGUCUGCGGUUUGGGAGCUGCUCGCAGUACUGCACCAACACCAAGGGCUCGUACAAGUGCACGUGUGACCGAAACUUCAAGGAGAUCGAUGGGGAAUGCAUCACGAAGGGACCAGAAGAUCAGGUCCUCUACGUGGCCAACGACACCGAAAUCCGCAGUUUUGUCUAUCCGUACAACCAAACCCAUGGACACACUCAACUGGCCCGAAUCUCAGACAGUGCUCGCAUCAUUGGCAUGGACGCGCUAUUUCACCAUCACAAGUUUGUGUGGGCCACUCAGUUUAACCCCGGGGGCAUUUUUUACAAAGACCUUCAGGACAGGAGCCCACUCACAUCAAACAGUGGAGUCAUAUGUCCAGAUUUCCGGAGGCCCCGGGACAUUUCCGCUGAUUGGGUGACGGGGAACCUGUACUGGACGGAUCACUCCCGGAUGCACUGGUUCAGCUACUACACGGCACACUGGCGCCGACUUCGCUACUCCAUCAACGUGGGACAGCUGGGGGGUCCCAACUGCACCCGGCUCAUCACAGAUAUCGACGGGGAACCCUUUGCUAUUACUGUUAAUCCUGUACGCGGGAUGGUGUACUGGACCGUCAUUGGUGACCACUCUCACAUCGAAGAGGCUGCCAUGGACGGGUCCUUGCGUCGCAUUUUGCUGGAGAGGAACUUGCGUAGACCGACAGGACUUGCAAUUGAUUAUUACAACCAGCGGCUAUACUGGUCAGACUCUGAGCUGUCUCAGAUCGGAAGUGUGCGUUUCGAUGGCUCUGAUUCGCUGGUGGCUGCUAGCAGUCGAGAGGGAAUUUCUCAACCCUUCCGAAUUGACCUGUUUGAGGACUACAUCUACGGGGUCAGCAUGAAGCACAAUGUCUUCAGGGUUCAUAAAUAUGGGAAGCUGCCUGCCGAGAAGCUCAGUUUGGGUGUGGAGAGAGCGUCCAGCAUCUUGGUCUUCCAUCGGUACAAACAACAGGAGGCGUCCAACCCAUGUGCAAAGAUGAAUUGUGCUUUCCUUUGCCUCCUGAACCCCAGCGGGGCCAGAUGUGUGUGUCCUGAGGGGAAAAUUCUGCUGAACAGGACCUGCACGGACACCAACAUCUCAGGAGAUCUUUGUCGUCCUGCCUGUGAGAACGGAGGUCGGUGCGUCACCAAUGAACGAGGGGAAUCGCGUUGCUUCUGUUGGCCGAAUUACUCUGGGGAUCGAUGUGAAAUCAGCCACUGUAAGGACUACUGCCUCAACGGAGGCACUUGCACAGGAUCUCCACUAGGAAAGCCGACAUGUCGCUGUGCUCUGGGUUUCACGGGUCCUCUGUGUGAGAAGCGUGUUUGUGACGGUUACUGUCUGAACGGAGGCACGUGUGACAUGACCCUCGGGAACCAACCCGUGUGCCACUGUCUGGCAGAAUACACUGGAGAACGCUGUCUACACCAUAUUUGUCACCAUUAUUGUGUGAACUCCAAAGGCUGCACACUGUCCGGCUCGGGACACGUGGAGUGUGUGUGUCCCACCCGCUACGAGGGGCCGAAAUGUGAGACGGACCGAUGUCUGCGCUGCCGAGGGGCCCCGUGCAUCGUGGAUGAAGAGACCGGAGACGUCGCCUGCAACUGUACGAACGGCAGAAUCGCAGCCAGCUGUCAGCUGUGUGACGGAUACUGUUAUAACGGCGGAACCUGCCACCUCGACUCUGAGACGGGCCUGCCGUUCUGUCAAUGCUCUGCAAACUGGUCAGGAACACAGUGCGAAAGACCUGCAGCGAAGACCAACCGGUCAGAAAACGUCAGUGGGAGAAGUAUUGCCAUAAUAGUGCCUCUAGUUCUUCUUGUAUGCAUCAUCACCGCUGUUGCAGUGGGACUCCUUAUUUGCAAAAGGUGUCGAAGAGGUAAGCAGGUUCAGCGGCAGCCCAUGGCCAAUGGUGGCUUGAACGUGGAGAUCGGGAAUCCGUCUUAUAACAUGUACGAAGUUGACCACGACAAUCACGUAGAUGUAGGAAGCUUUCUUCACCCCAGCUUCACCCUUGACCCUCAUAAGGGCUGGUGUGUGAAGUCAAGCGACCCGCGCAAUUUGCCCCCCGCGCGCCCAAUGAGCGCACACACCUUACCCAUCCAGAACGUUCCAAAGGAGCUCAUUCCAGGACAGGCCAUGAACUAUUCAAACCCCAUCUAUUCAAAGAUGACGUACCAUGACGGACAGCACUGUCGAAAACCAGUCAUCAACCUCGACAUGAGACGCGAUUUACUCCCAAAGAGACUGGAAACGACGAUUCGAGAAACGGCGGCGUAACCUAGCUUUUCCACAACCUGCUUUGCUUUUGUUUUUUGUUUUUUUAUAAAGAUCUGUAUAAAAUGUAUAAAAAAAAUAAACUUUUUAUGUCCAGUCAGGUUAAACCAUCUCA